Malus domestica (apple) is the source of this 1410-nucleotide messenger RNA. RefSeq names its product UDP-glycosyltransferase 91C1-like. The record is from RefSeq and is a predicted model, not a curated record. Lineage: Eukaryota; Viridiplantae; Streptophyta; Magnoliopsida; Rosales; Rosaceae. Gene Ontology annotation, molecular function: UDP-glycosyltransferase activity.
AUGGAAAGCAAAGAUCAGAAGAAACUUCAAAUAGCCAUGUUCCCAUGGCUAGCCUACGGCCACCUAAUGCCAUUUCUCGAGGUCUCCAAGUUCUUGGCUCAAAAGGGUCACCAAAUCUCCUUCAUCUCCACCCCCAAAAACAUCAAUCGCCUCCGAUCCUCCUCCUUUUCCCCGCUCAUCGAUUUCGUCGAGCUUCCUCUCCCCGCUGUCGACGGCUUACCGGAAUCCGUCGAGUCCACCUCCGAGCUACCAAUCAACAAAGUCCCUUACCUCAAAAAAGCAUACGACUUGCUCAAGCCUUCAGUCAUGCAUUUCAUCCAGCACUCGGGAGUCAACUGGGUCGUCCAUGACUUCAUUUGCUACUGGAUGCCCAGGGUCGCCACUCAGCUGGGAGUCAACUCGGUCUACUUCAACAUCACCAACGCCACUACCUUGGCUUUCUUCGGUCCUCCGUCCGAGUUACUCGGCAAUAAACGCAGGGGGCCGGAGGACUUUACGGUCGUCCCCGAGUGGGUCGACUAUCCUUCCAACGUUGCUUUUAAAUUGCAUGAGAUGGUGACCCACUGGGAUUGCAUGGGCGACGAGGUCUCCGAUUUUCAGAGACUCGGGCGUACGAUUCAAGAUUGUAAUUUUGUGACUAUGCGGAGCUGCACCGAGUUCGAAUCUGACGCAGUGAGUCUGCUCAGGAAGAUCUACGGCAAACCAGUUGUUCCACUCGGGCUGCUGCCGCCGGUCUCAGCGCCGCAACAGCACGGCGUCGCUGACGAUCGAGGGGAUGAGACGUGGGAAGUGCUGAGAGGUUGGCUCGAAAAUAAGAAACCGAACUCGGUGGUUUACAUCGCCCUCGGCACCGAGGUGACUCUGAGUCAAGAGUUGAUGCACGAGUUGGCACAUGGGAUGGAGAAAUCCGGGUUGCCUUUUAUUUGGGUGGUCAACAAUCGCCCGUUAGUGGAAGGCUUGUUGGGCUCCGAUAUAAUUCCACUCGGAUUUGAAACCCGAGUAGAGAAUCGAGGCUUGGUCUUGAGAGGUUGGGCUCCACAACUUAAUAUUCUAGGUCAUAUCUCGGUUGGGGGUUUCCUUACCCAUUGUGGUUGGAGUUCAGUUGUCGAGGCACUAGGGUACGGGCGGGCUUUGAUUUUGUUUUCAGGUGCUAAUUCAGACCAAGGGUUAAUCUCUAGACUAAUGCACGAUAAGCGGGUUGGGUUGGAGAUACCGAGGGACGAGCAAGAUGGGUCGUUUACGAGUGACUCGGUGGCCGAGUUGACAAGGCGAGUGAUGGUGGAGAAAGAAGGUGAGUCCAUAAGGUCAAAUGCAUGGGCCAUGAAGGAGAUAUUUGGCAACGUAGAGUUGAACAACAAGUGCUUGGAUGAGUUCACUGGGGUCCUUGAAACUUGGCCCACUUCCUCCUAG